AUGUAUUUCUCCAACAUCGUUGUCGGUGCUCUCGCAGCCCAGGCCAUGUCUGGUGACAGAAGGCCAACUCCAGCACUAGCUGGAAAGUUCGCGGCCUUGAUGGCUGCUGCAGCCCUACCAGUAUCCGGAGUACCAGUGAUUGGCCUCAUUGAGCCUCGAUCGCCCGAGAUCUUGGUGCUAGGUGGCGGUGGUCAGCAGAACCAGGGCCAACAGGAUGGCAACGACGACGCUCAGGACGAUGCCCAAGACGAACAAGACGACCAGAAUGAGCAAGAUGACGAGGACGCCCAAGAUAACCAGGACGACCAAGACGGCCAAAAUGGCGGUGGCAGACAAGGUCGGGGUGGUAGAAACGGCAACAACGGCAACGGCCAGGGUAAUGGCAAUGGCCAAGACCAAGGCAAUGGAGGAAACCAAAACAACGGAGGAAACCAGGGCGAUCAAGCUACUGCUACUGAGUCCCUUGCUACUGCUGUCGACACAGCCACUAAUGUCGCCACCGACGUCGGUGCCAUCCAGAGCCGCAUCGCCAACGAGACCGUCGUCACCCGAUCCCUGGGUCCCGGCCAGCUUCUCCCUCCCGGCCAGACAGAUGCUGUCAACACCCCGGGCCAGGGUGGUGAUGCCGCUGCCACUGAGACUCCUGCAGCUACUGAGACAGGUGCUGCUGGCGAGACCGGAGCUGCUACCGACAGUGCUGCCGUCACUGAAGCCCCUGCUGCUACCGACACAGCUGCUGAUGGUGCCGCUGCUACUGUCACUGUCACCGCUACCGUCACUGUUGACAACGGCAAUGGAAAUGGCAACGGCAACGGAAGAGGACGAAACAGGGGCGGUAACAACGGAAACAAUGACAACAACGGCAAUGGUAAUGACAACGCUGGCCAGAACAAUGGCAAUGAUGCCGGCAACGGAGGUAAUGCUCAGAACGGAGACAACGCCCAGAACGGAGGUAACGGAAACGGAAACGGCAACAAGGAUGCCGGAAACAACGACGGCGCUGCUAACGGUGACGCCAACGGUGGUGCUGCCAAUGGAAACAAGGGCAACGCUGGUAACAACGAUGGCGCUGCUGCUGGUGGAGAUGCUGCCAACGGCGGUGAUGCUGCUGCAGGAGGCAAUGGUGCUGGAGCCGGUGGUGCCGGAGGUCUGCUCGGCAGCAUUCUCGAGCGCCUGACAGGAGGAGCCGGUGCUGGUGCGGCUGCUGGUAACAACUAG
Messenger RNA from Fusarium proliferatum ET1, 1218 nucleotides. RefSeq lists its product as uncharacterized. The coding region runs from base 1 to 1218 and encodes 405 amino acids. Lineage: Eukaryota; Fungi; Ascomycota; Sordariomycetes; Hypocreales; Nectriaceae. The record is from RefSeq and is a predicted model, not a curated record. The transcript is spliced from 3 exons.